AUGGCGGAGACGCCGGGCGGCAAGCAGUCGCCGGGCAGCAAGGCGUCCAAGAAGGUCAACGACUCCAAGUUCGGCGAGACGAUCGUCGAGGAGAUCCAAGUGAGCGUGACCGUCAUGCUGACCGGCGUCGCCCUCGUCGAGAUGGGCUACGACAAGGAGCUGCGGGCCGCCAUGUACGAGAUGGCCGACGCGUGGGGGUGCAUCAACACGUACCUGCCGCAGCAUGUGACGCGGAAGCGGAUUCUCGACUUUCAGGGCGAGACGUGGAAGGACAAGCAGGAGACGGAGCGGCCCAACAAGAACUAUAAGCGCGCUCCGGGCUGGACGAACGCGAACUCAAAGCCCGAUGCGGGCGCCGCCGCGGCUCCUCCCUCCGCCUGUCCAAUGAGGGCCGACGGCGGCGCCGCUCCGUCCGGCAGAGCCGCCGCCGCGGAGCCGCCAAAGGCAUCGGGCUGCCCAGUCGACCACAGCAAGUGGAGCGCGUGGGCCGGCCGGUCGGCGGCGGCGGCGGGCGGCGACGGCGAGGCGGACAUCAACCCGGACAACCGCAUGCCCGUCCUCUCGCAGCAGCCCGCGGCUGGGCAGGACGCGGUGCUCGACACGAGCCGCGUGGUGUCGAGCAUUCCGCAGGGGCGCGCGGGGGCGACCGAGCGGUGGGUGUACCCGUCGGAGCAGCAGUUUUACAACGCGCUCGUGCGCAAGGGCAAGGACGACGGCGUCGACACGGCCGCCAUGCCCUCGGUGCUCGAGUACGAGCGGCUGCACUGCGACACGUGCGACCCGGCCAAGGUGUCGCUGCUGCGCUUCCAGGGCCGCCCGUUUGAACUGUCGCCAAAGGCGCGACUCAAGACGGCGCUGGGUCUCGCGCCGCGCCCCUUCGACCGUCACGACUGGACCGUCGACCGCCCUAACCCGGAGGUGCGGUACAUCAUCGACUACUACGACGCGUCCGCCUCGAGGGAGGCGGGGGGGCCGCUGCCCUCGCUGCACGACCCAGACGGUGUGCCGACCAUCCUGAUGGACGUGCGGCCUGCGGGCGACACGCCGGGCGAGCUGCUCGACCGCGCGAGGAUGGUCUUGCAGAAGGGCGUCGUCGCGACGCUGCGCGAGGCGCUCACGCCGAUCGCCACGAGCGACUCCACCGUCUCCGCGCCAGCGGCUGGCGGGGCGGCGGCGGAGGCGGCGCCGCCGCCGCCUGCAGUCUCCGAGGCGGCGGCGGUGCGCUCCGCUUGCGCGUCGGCGAUGGAGGCGCUGUCGGCGUGCAUGCAGAAGGGGUCGGACGACGCCGGCUGCAUGCAGGCGCGGAUGGGGCUGACGAUGUGCAUCGCGCAGCAGGUCUGCUCCGCCGAGGCGGACCUCUUCCACUCGUACAAGGGGUCUGCGGACGGGGAGGGCGGCGUGGCCUAG
Messenger RNA from Emiliania huxleyi CCMP1516, 1407 nucleotides. RefSeq names its product putative holocytochrome c synthase. Gene Ontology annotation, cellular component: mitochondrion. The coding region runs from base 1 to 1407 and encodes 468 amino acids. NCBI's taxonomy places the organism in Eukaryota, Haptophyta, Isochrysidales, Noelaerhabdaceae. Gene Ontology annotation, molecular function: holocytochrome-c synthase activity. The record is from RefSeq and is a predicted model, not a curated record. The transcript is spliced from 9 exons.